AGACAGCGUUUUGCCAAGUUGGUCAGGCUGGUCACGAACUCCUGACCUCAAGUGAUCCCCGUGUCGGCCUCCCAAAGUGCUAAGAUGACAGGCCUGAGGCACCGCGCCUGGCCCUGGAGGCCUUUAAAUAACUCCGGAAGAGCCAGCCACAGGUCCCGCCCCCGCCGCCCGCCCCGCCCCCUCAGUGGCUUCCGUUUCCAUGGUGACGGGGCACUAGGCCCGGGCGGCCUGGCAUUUGAGCCGGGGGUGCAGUGGCAGCGGCAGGGUACGUGACAAUGGCAAUAUGAUCAGUGCGGGGGUGGCGGCCGGGUCGUGGCACCCCAGCUCGCCGACCCCAGGCUCCCGGGUUACCUGGCGCCAGCGCCCCGCUGUGGGCGUCCAGUCCCUGGGGCCGCCGAGCCCGCAGCUCGUGCAGAGCGACCCGCAGAAGCGGGUCCUGGUCCUGGAGAAGAGCCUGCAGUUUCUGCAGCAGCAGCACUCGGAGACGCUGGCCAAGCUCCACGAGGAGAUCGAGCACCUGAAGCGGGAAAAUAAGGAGCUCCAUUACAAGCUCAUAAUGAAUCAGAAGUUACAGAAGAAAGGUGGCAGUGCCGACCUUGUACACUAUCCCGCAGGCAGCCUCUCCAUGUCAAGCUUCCAGUCUGUCAAGUCCAUGUCAAAUUCCACGGUGCCGGCCAACUCUCAAGGCAAGGCCAGGCCCCAUCCCAGCUCCUUCAAGAAGCAAGACUUGAAAGCUGAUGUCCCCCAGAAAGUGGACCUGUGUCACCACAGCAAGAUGGACAAGGUUCCUGGGGUGCAAGGGCAGGCCAAAGACGAGAAGACAGAGGCCUGUCAUGCAGAGGCUGCCUGUGCAGGGGGCAGCCAGCACCAGGGCAGGCAGAUGAUGGGGGUGUACCCCCUGAUGACUUUGCCCCCUUACCUGCGAAAGCCCACCACACUUCAGCAGUGUGAAGUGCUCAUCCGCCAGCUGUGGAAUGCCAACCACCUGCAGGCCCAAGAGCUGCAGCACCUCAAGUCCCUCCUGGAAGGGAGCCAGAGGCCCCAGGUGGUUCCAGAGGAGGCUGGGUCUAGCUCUCCCAGGGACCAGGAAGCCAUGCAGUUCCCCAAGGUCUCCACCAAGAGCCUCCCCAAGAAAUGCCUUCUUCUGAGCCCCAUGCCUGUAGCGGAGCGUGCCAUCCUGCCAGCAUUGAAGCAGACCCUGAAGAACAACUUUGCUGAGCGGCAGAGGAGGCUGCAGGCAAUGCAGAAACAGCGCCUGCACCGCUCCCUGCUUUGAGCCGCCCACAUUCGGUCAGUGCCGGGCCGCCACCCUGCAGCUAGAGAAUGGCUCUCUGUAGCAUUUCCUGAUACUUUACUACUCCUAAGCCCUGGCUGAAUUCCAGGAUAGAUGACACUCAAGACAGAUAAAGUACUUGAUCUCCAAACUCACAAACUGUUUAUUUUCUAGCUGUUAUUUUGCUAUUUGGCAUUUAUGUAAAAGUACAUGAUGAAGUCGAUAUUGCCCUACUGGUUGAAACUAAAAAUAAAGCUUUUCUUUCCAAGUCGUA
Molecule: messenger RNA, 1547 nt
Organism: Callithrix jacchus (white-tufted-ear marmoset)
Lineage: Eukaryota; Metazoa; Chordata; Mammalia; Primates; Cebidae
Product: coiled-coil domain-containing protein 74B
Source: RefSeq, a predicted model, not a curated record